AUGAAUCCUUAUUUUGUUGGCCUUCUUGUGCCCAUUGCGGUCUCUCUUCUGCUCCAGAAAAGGAGAAAGGUUGAAAAUAAGAGGGGUGUGCCAGUUGAUGUUGGUGGAGAGCCUGGCUAUGCGAUCCGCAACCAUCGGUUUGAACGCCCUGUUGAAACACACUGGGAAGGGGUCAACACACUUGCUGAGCUGUUUGAGCACGCUUGCAAAGAGUAUCUCUACAUGCCCCUCCUUGGCACAAGGAAGCUCAUUUCAAGGGAAAUAGAAUCAUCACCUGAUGGGAGGUCCUUUGAGAAGCUUCAUCUGGGGGAGUACGAGUGGAAAUGUUACGCUGAGGCCUUCGAGAGUGUUUGCAACUUUUCUUCAGGAUUGGUCAAUUUAGGUCGCCAGGACAAUGAGCGUGUUGCUAUUUUUGCCGAGACACAGGCUGAGUGGCAGAUUGCACUGCAGGCAUGCUUCAGACAAAACAUAACAGUUGUCACCAUCUAUUCCUCAUUGGGGGAGGAAGCACUAUGCCACUCACUAAAUGAGACUGAGGUCACUACUGUAAUAUGUGGCCGGAAGGAAUUAAAGAAGUUGAUUGAUAUAGGUUGGCAACUUGACACUGUCAAGCGUGUGAUCUACAUCAAUGAGGAAGGCAUCUCGGCUGAAGUUUCUAUAGCUCAAAACAGCACUAGCUGGUCAGUUAAGUCAUUUGAGGAAGUAGGUAAAUUGGGAGCUGAAGCACCUGUUGAUGCAAACAUGCCUCUCCCAUCUGAUGUUGCGGUGAUAAUGUACACAAGUGGUAGCACUGGAUUGCCCAAGGGAGUUAUGAUGACCCACCGCAAUGUCCUAGCUACACUUUCAGCAGUUAUGACCAUUGUGCCUGAACUUGGCAAAAAGGAUAUAUACAUGGCCUACCUCCCACUGGCGCACAUUCUUGAGUUGGCAGCUGAGACACUUAUGGCUGCUGUUGGGGCCUCCAUUGGAUAUGGAUCAGCUUUGACCCUGACUGAUACAUCAAGCAAAAUAAAGAAGGGGACCCUAGGCGAUGCUUCUGCACUGAGGCCGACACUGAUGACUGCUGUACCUGCUAUACUUGAUCGUGUCCGUGAUGGUGUGAGAAAAAAGGUGGAUGCAAAGGGUGGUGUAGCGAAGAAAUUAUUUGACAUUGGAUAUAGCCGCCGACUUGCUGCUAUCAAUGGAAGUUGGCUUGGUGCAUGGGGAGUAGAGAAACUGUUGUGGGACAGGCUUGUCUUCACGAAGGUGCGUGCAAUAUUGGGAGGAAAUAUUCGCUUUGUACUCUCAGGUGGAGCACCUCUGUCCGGAGACACUCAGAGAUUUAUCAAUAUAUGCCUUGGGGCUCCAAUAGGCCAAGGGUAUGGUCUGACUGAAACUUGUGCUGGAGGAACGUUUUCUGAGUAUGAUGAUACAUCUGUUGGCCGUGUUGGUGCUCCACUACCUUGUUCAUAUAUUAAGUUGAUUGACUGGGCUGAAGGGGGAUACUUAACAACGGAUUCACCAAUGCCUCGGGGGGAGAUAGUCAUCGGAGGUCCCAAUGUAACUAAAGGCUAUUUCAAGAAUGAAGCUAAAACAAGUGAAGUCUAUAAGGAUGAUGAAAGAGGUCUACGAUGGUUCUAUUCUGGAGACAUAGGGCGUUUCCAUCCAGAUGGCUGCCUUGAAAUCAUUGACCGCAAGAAAGAUAUCGUGAAGCUUCAACAUGGUGAAUACGUAUCUCUUGGGAAGGUGGAAGCUGCGUUGGCUAUGAGCCCAUAUGUUGAGAACAUCAUGAUCCAUGCCGAUCCUUUUCACAGUUACUGUGUUGCACUUGUGGUAGCAGCACAGAAUGAGCUUGAAAGAUGGGCAUUGCAGCAAGGACUUGCAUACACCGAUUUUGCUGAUUUGUGCCAGAAGCAAGAGGCUGUUGUAGAAGUGCUUGAAUCUUUAACAAAGGCUGCGAAGCAAGCACGACUGGAGAAGUUCGAGACACCAGCCAAAGUCAAGCUGAUACCAGAUCCAUGGACCCCUGAGUCGGGCCUCGUCACGGCUGCGCUCAAACUCAAGAGGGAGGUGAUCAGGAAGACAUAUGAAGACGAUCUGGCGCAGUUGUACGCCUGA
Molecule: messenger RNA, 2097 nt
Organism: Triticum turgidum subsp. durum (durum wheat)
Lineage: Eukaryota; Viridiplantae; Streptophyta; Magnoliopsida; Poales; Poaceae
Source: the annotation of a GenBank genome assembly